This is a messenger RNA of Folsomia candida, 994 nucleotides long. RefSeq lists its product as uncharacterized. Lineage: Eukaryota; Metazoa; Arthropoda; Collembola; Entomobryomorpha; Isotomidae. Gene Ontology annotation, biological process: mitochondrial respiratory chain complex I assembly. The transcript is spliced from 5 exons. The record is from RefSeq and is a predicted model, not a curated record. Bases 165 to 899 code for a protein of 244 amino acids. Gene Ontology annotation, cellular component: mitochondrion.
UUGAAUCUAGUAGUUUUGGUUUUAUUUUCAAUUUUUGUACGAAAAAUGACUUGGUGUGCGUUACAUCCUCUGCAACUUGUUCAUAUGCUUUUUCAUUUAAUACAAAACAAAUCCACGUGAAAUCAUUUCUGCGCAAUUUGAGCCGUUUCUCGCAGUUUGACACAAUGAGUUACAACGAUGAACCGCGACCAGAGCGUGAGCGAGCAGUCCAAGUUAUCGAACGAACUCCGGCACAAUUUAUGAAAAAACCGGAAACGAUUGAUAAGGAAUUGAAGUCAAUAACUGCACCCAAACAUAAAGGAAUGAUGGUGAUGGGGUUGAUUUCAAAGUGGCCUAAUUACGAUGUGUGGCCAUUCAGUUAUGGACUUGGAGUCCUCGGUAUUUCCUCUGCUGCCACGGCAGGAUUUCUUAACAAGACUUUUAGGGACGCGUUAUAUCUCGAUUUCCGUUUAAGGUUUUCGUCCUACAUAGGACUCAUGGCUCUGUCGGGGGUAUCUUCGGUUAUUUGGCACCAUAUCGCCGUUAGCAAUCCAAUUGUUCAAGAGUCCAGCAGAUACAGUUGCCCUAUCUGCUUACAAGUCCGAGCAGCAGGGGUCCAGUUGGCUACUGGCUUAGUUUAUCCAAUGAUUUUUGCUCCGGUUGUUAGUUAUGUUGUCGCCUCCUCUUUUAAAGACAGACACCUCCCCAGAAUCUACAAUCGUCCCAAAGAUGUUCUCUCGUACACAACAUCCGUCUACAAGCCGCUUAAAGGGACUUUAGGCGUUCUUGCUGCUGCUCACGUCUUGAUAUCAAUGGGAAUCACGUAUUUCCAACAAAAAGCAUUUUUCAAUUCCGUUCUUCCAGUACUGCAAGGAAAAGAUUCACUUGUAAAGAAACCCACACAUCUACUGUCCGACUAGUAUUAAUGAGAUAUAUUUAUUAGUAAGUAACUUUAAUGUUCUAGUCGGGAAAAGUUUUGAAUGAUCAUGAUUAGUAAAUUUUUAUUUACGACUUA